Molecule: messenger RNA, 2069 nt
Organism: Brachypodium distachyon (stiff brome)
Lineage: Eukaryota; Viridiplantae; Streptophyta; Magnoliopsida; Poales; Poaceae
Product: GTPase-activating protein gyp7
Exons: 5
Coding region: 164-1834 (556 amino acids)
Biological process (GO): activation of GTPase activity
Molecular function (GO): GTPase activator activity
Source: RefSeq, a predicted model, not a curated record
CGAAGCCGCGAGACGAGACAGCGAAAAUUACAGAGAGAAAUUAAAGAAGGAAAAAGGAGGAACCCGGAGGCCGGAGGAAUCCUAUUGAUCGAGGGCGAGGGGGAUCGCGGCGGCGGCGCACCGGAGGGGAGCCGUGGAGCGAUCAGGCGGGCAUCUGCGCCCGAUGUGGGCGUGGGGCCUCGCCGAGCGCGCCGCCGCCGGCCUCCUCGGACCCGCCGGCGUGAACGGCGGCCGCUGGAGUACCGCCGUCGCCGUCGGGGUCACGGCCGCCGCCGGCAUAGCGCUCGUCGCAAUCGUUGUCUCCUCCCGCAGGGGCGGGAUCAAAUCGCCGUGGCGGCGGAGGCGGCGUAAGCCUGCGCUUGCAUCCAAGGAAUGGCGCAGCUUGUUCACGCUCGAAGGGAAGUUUCACGACGGGGGCGUGAAGCUACUGAAGAGAGUUCGCAACGGAGGGAUUGAGCCGAGCAUCAGAGCAGAGGUGUGGCCAUUCCUUCUGGGAGUUUACAGCCUUGAUAGUUCAGAAGCUGAAAGGGAAGUAGUUAAGGUGCAGAACAGGAAGGGAUAUCUGCUAUUGAGGAAACAUUGCUUGCGAAAAAACAACGAAGAGAGCAAGCGAUCUAGUGAAACAGAUGGAGCCAACCAUGAAGAGCUCAUUUGUUCUGGCAAAGUUAAAGAAUCUGUCACUCCUGUUGGACCUGACGAACCUGAAAAACCUAGUGUGGAAGAGCAUAUCAUGCGUGAGGAAGAAAAUUCUUGUGUCAUUCUGAAGCAAGAAAUGCAGGAUGAGACAGCUCAAGCAAUCUUAGAAAACCAAACUGAUAAAAAUCUCUGUUCAUCUAUUUCUCGUGAUGUUGAUGAGAGUGAGAAAAGUGAUGUGACCGAUGCAGAAGCAUCCCGUAACGAUGUGGCUUCAGUGCACCAGUCUUCAGCUGAGGAUGAACAAGAAAGUAUGCCCAGAUAUUCGAACACAGGAGGAAAUAUGGAGCUUGAAAAUGAGUUAUCCAAGGCUGCCCGUCCUGUGAAGUCUGCACGGACAAUUGAGGAUUUUGACACCUGGCAACGGAUUAUUCGUUUGGAUGCAGUUCGUGCUAAUGAUGAAUGGGUUUCCUACUCUCCAUCCCAAGCUGAAGUUUCCAGGGAGAAGGCAAUUGAAUCUGCUCAGGCUGUUUGUCUCAAAGACUAUGAGCACUUGGAAUCACAUAGGAUCCAUCACGCGUCACGGCUUGUUGCAAUACUUGAGGCCUAUGCAACCUAUGACCCAGAAAUCGGAUAUUGCCAGGGCAUGAGUGACCUCCUCGCACCUUUGCUUGCUGUGCUUGAGGAUGACGAUGAAGCCUUCUGGUGCUUUGCUGGUUUCAUGAGGAAAGCCCGCCACAACUUCAGGCUUGAUGAAGUGGGUAUUCGCAGGCAACUCAACAUGGUGUCCAGGAUAAUAAAAAGCAAGGACUUCCGUCUUUACAGGCAUUUGGAGAUGCUUGAAGCUGCAGACUGUUUUUUUGUCUAUAGGAUGGUGGUUGUAAUGUUCCGAAGGGAGCUCACCUUUGAUCAGACCCUAAGUCUGUGGGAGGUGAUGUGGGCUGAUCAGGCAGCGAGCCGUGCUGGGAUUGCGACAUCAUCCUGGGGAAAACUUCGCUUAGCCGCCCCUCCAACGGAUGACUUGCUACUGUAUGCAAUUGCAGCUAGCGUACUGGAGAAGAGGAAGUUGAUAAUAGAGAGCUAUAGCAGUAUGGAUGAGAUCAUUAGGGACUGUAACAGCAUGGCUGGGCAACUGGACAUCUGGAAGCUCCUGGACGAUGCCCAUGAUUUAGUGGUGACACUACAUGACAGGAUCGAGUAGUCCUGAACUCCUGAUCUGCCCAUGCUUCUUUUGUAUGAUUUAUCACAGGUUUCAUUUUAUCAGACGUUGGUUAUAUCCGAUGUAUUUGUAUGCUCACUCAGGUUAUGGAUAGAAGUCCUGUCCCUGCCUCUCUCUCUCUCUCUCUCUCUCUCUCUCUCUCUUUGCUUGUUGAACCUCACCUGUGUGGCUGUUCUGUGCAAAUAGCAGAUUUGUUGGUCUUGCCAUCUGUUGGUAA